This is a messenger RNA of Mercurialis annua (annual mercury), 5664 nucleotides long. RefSeq lists its product as uncharacterized. The record is from RefSeq and is a predicted model, not a curated record. The coding region runs from base 75 to 5486 and encodes 1803 amino acids. The transcript has 12 exons. Gene Ontology annotation, molecular function: microtubule binding. NCBI's taxonomy places the organism in Eukaryota, Viridiplantae, Streptophyta, Magnoliopsida, Malpighiales, Euphorbiaceae.
UAAUAAUCAGAUUGAUCACUUUCUUCCUCAAAAUCACAAAAAAGAACUGAAUCCAUUUCAGUGAUUUCUACUCAAUGGAGACGGAUCUGUCACUGAUUGAGAUUUCCGGAGAAGACGAUUCGCUUCUCUCAUCUACACAACAAUCUCCAACCGACGUCGUUUCCCAUCCCAAUAAUUCCUUCUUCUCAUGCUCUCCUCUUCUCCAAACACGCAGUAGAUCUACUGUUUCUCCUUUUAUGUGCUCUCCGAUUACCGAGGAGGAGGAUAAACCCAGCUGUUCUAAUCGUGAAGAGGAUAAUAGUAUGGGUAAGGAAAAUGUUAAUGGCAGCAAACAACAAGAAGCGAUUAAACUCUGCAUUGAGCCUCAGCAAAUGAAGAGAAAGAAAAGGGGUGGCGGAUUUAAUCUCCGUAAAAGCAUAGCUUGGAAUAGAGCUUUCUUUACUGAUGAAGGUGUUUUGGAUCAAUCGGAGUUAUCAAUGCUUAAUAAUGGGAAUUCUGGGAAGAUGCUGUCAGCUAUACAUGAAGGCGGAGAGUCGUUAUCUGGUGAUUUGCUAACAGUUGAUAGUAAUUUAUCCAAGCCUCCUAGGACUCCAGGUCAAGGAAGAAAAGUUUCUGCCAUGUCACCGAAGCUUGGUUCACCAGCUAGACAUAACAAAACUUCCCCAUCUUCUUCUUGUGGUGUUUCUCAAGCCAAGCGGAAGAUUCUUACACCACAUGAUAGCAAUAGAAGUGCCUCUAAGCGAAGUGGCUGUCCCCGACCAGUUGGUUCUUCUUCUGUUAGACGGAUUCUAAACACAAAUGUAAACACAAACACAACAAAAGUUGUUGCUAAAGACGCAAGAGUUUCUAAACGGUUGGUUCCAAAGACAGAUUCCGUUGCUUCUACAUCAUCUAGAUGUUCCACAACAAGCGCUGGCCUCCCUAAGCGCAAUGUCAUUUCUCAGCCAGGCAUUACUCAUAGAACGGUAGGACUUAAGGGAACUUCCACUGAUACAAAAAUAGCCAGUAAUAGUGUAAAAUCUGGCCCUGAUGGGAAAUUGAUUAGAAAACCAACUGGUCAGCCAGCAAGAAGAAAUAUGGUAAAAAUCAGCUCAGUACCUGAAAUACAUUCAUCAUCCAGUGCACAACUUCCCCAGGUUGGCCAAGUAAAAAAUAGUUUAAAAGUUAUACCAGAUUCAGCAGUUCCAGUGGCUCAUCCAGCACGUGGCCACGAUAGUAAUACCAGAAACAUUGCAGCCUCUUUCUCUCAAAAUGCUUGUAAUAAUGUUGGGCUCAUGCAACCUCCACAACCUCAAAAAGCUAAAACAUCAGGCUUACGAAUGCCAUCACCAUCACUGGGAUUCUUUGGUCAGUCGAAACCUUCUGAGAGAAGCAGUCAAGCCUCCAGUCUUGCCAAGUCUAACAUUCCUAGUUUUAACAGAACUGGUGCCUUAAAUACUGUCCAGCAGAGGCCGCCACGACCGUCCGGGAAUAUACCUGUAUACUCUAGUAUGAUUCACUCUGUGGCACCCACUGAUACUGCCUCAAAUGCAAAGAUCAAAUCCAACUUGGAAUUGAGUAAUAGGCAGAAUUUGGCAUUGCAGUUGCAAUCUAAUCCUAACAGUAAAGAUUCAAUAAAUCAGAAGCAGAAGCUGCAUACAAUUACUGAUGAUGUCAAUCAACAUUCUCUAGAUGUUGAUGAAUCAUGUAAAAUUAAGGUCUCAAGCAUGAAGAAAUUAGAACUGCAGAAGCAGCAGAACAAUGAUACUAAGUUGUCUUUACAAAUUGGUCCAUGUGAACAACCAGAAAAAGGUGUUGAUAGGAGUGUUAUUGACAUCUGUCUCAAUAAUAUAAACUCCACUGGUGCCGGUGUAGACUCCUCCCAUUUUACUUCCCCUCUUUGCCUCCAAGUGAAAUCUCAAGGUCCUUCUGAGACGAAAACUAUAAAUGUUGACCAACAUGUGGAAGACAUACUGCAGAAAUCCUCUAAGAAAAAUCUUAGUGCCUGUUCAGAGCCUGAGUCUGCAGAAGUUGACAAUUUUAGAUAUGAGGUUGCUCUAGAAGUGCAUGAAGAUGAGCUAAGUGGUAUGCAUGAAGCCAGGAGGCAGUGCUCCCAACAAGUUGAGCUGAUGAAUCCUGAUAUCUGCAUAACUGAUUCAAAUUCUGAUGUGGAGAGGUCGAGGCUGAAUGAUACUUUGUUAGAGAAGAGCAAAUCAUCUGAAGAGCUUAGCAAAUCUGGUAGUUUGAAACCUGCAGAUGUUCUUCUGGAAGUCCAAGAGGCUGGUGCAACUUCUUAUUGCCCAUCUCUCUUUCCAAAAGUGGAGCUCACAGAAGAUGGCUCUACUGGAAUUGGUUAUUCAAGUGAAAAAUUACAUGCAGGUGAUGCAGAAAUGCUGUCUGUAGAGGGUGAUAUACUGGUUGAAAGUGGCAAUAACUCAAUGGACACUUCAGCAGUGGGUAAUUCAGAUUUGAUGGAUAUUGACUAUCCAAGUGCAAAAUCUGCAGAAGAAUACGAGCUUCCAAAUUCCUGUAUUUUAACAGAACAGGAUACUUAUGGACCACUUUCUAAUGAUGACUCAGUUCGUGGAGUAUGUUCUGAAUAUGACCAGGAGAAAAAUCUCCUUCAGAGUCAGAAAUCUGCUGAAUUAAGAAAAACCAAUGACCGCGGAGGUGACUUAGGCAGUGUUGAUGUUCCUUGUUUAAUAUCACCUCUUAGUCAAGAUUGUGGUUUUAAUGAACCUGGGAUAAUCCAGUGUAUUAAGUUGGAAAAUGCUUUAGUGGCUUCUAUAGACAGCGAGCUGGCAGAUAAUAACAAUGUUAAACUCUGUGGUGAAGCCAACACUUUGGCAUCGGAAAGGAUGGAAAAAAGCAAUAUGACCGGAGCAUUCAUCACUGACAAUCCUGAGAUGAAUAUUCUUUAUCCAAACAGAGGAGAUUUGAGAUGGAGCAAACUCGAGAAUCUCAUUGUCACAACCCAAAAUAAUCCCAUUAUACGUCUUAAGGCUGCUUCUGGGAUGACCAACAAAAAAGAUAGUGAAGGCGCGAUAGACAAACAAUAUCCUUUUUCUGAUUCACAGCCAGAUAGUGAUGCUUGUAGUGUGGAAGGGAUAACUGGUAUACAGCACACUGAUCGCUUGACUGGCGUACGGGAUGUGAGAGAACAGACUGCAGAGGAAACUAAGCUGAUAAAUUUUUGUUCUCAAGAAGCUGAACAGGUGAAUCAUAGUCUAGAUAUGUGUGAUGACGACUCAAGAGACAAAUGCAGAUCCUUGAAAGAUGUCAGUGCAAUUGGUGUAAGUGGAUUUGCAAUUCCUCAAAGUCCACACCUAUACAGUAUCAGAGAAAAUGAACUUGCUGGUAAUGGCAAUAUGGAAGAUGCACUAGAGGUGUCCUUAGAUGAGAGUUCAUUGCCUGAUAUGUGUAAUGAUGACUUAAGUGACAAAUGCAGAUCCUUGAAAGAUGUCAGUGCAAUUGAUGGAAAUGAAUUUGAAAUUCCUCAAAGUCCACAGCUAUCCAGUAUCAGAGAAAAUGAACUUGCUGGUAAUGCCGAUAUGGAAGAUGCACUAGAGGUGUCCUUAGAUGAGAGUUCAUUGGGUGAUAGCUACAGCGGUAAUAAAUACACUUUUGUGGAAAAAAAGAAGCCUUCGUUGGUAUGUGUUGAUACCAGCAAAGAGCAUGCCGAGAUUCAAAAUUUUGGACUUGUAAUUGAACAAGUUCCUGUGGAAAAUCACGGUUUGUGUUUGAAUGAUAACUUGGUGCUUAUGGAUUCUUCUGUUGAACCGCAGGAGACCAAUAAUCUUGAGAAUGUUUCAGGUAUUAACGAUUGUCCUAGGGAACCAAAAAGUUCCAAUGAUUGCUCCUUUAUGAAAGGAGAUGUAGACUUUAAUAUGGAUGCGGAUGCUUUAUCCAUUCAGGCAUCAGUUGAAAAUAUUAAAUGUCAUAUGGACUCUGAGUACAGGAGUGGUUAUGAGAUUGACAAUCAAGCUUGUCCUUCCAAUCUUGGGUCAUCCUCUGAGACAAAUGAAGAUCAGAUGCCAUUGGCUGCAAAUACUUUUGUCUCCAAGGCAUUUUGUUCUUUGAAUGAACAAACCAAUCAGACCUCAAAUGAAGGCACCCAGCAGGAUUUGCAAGAAGAUUUUACAUUGACUGUUACUUUAUCAACAGAAGCUGAAAUUAACAUUCAUAGAAGCAAUGGAAAUAGUAACAGUGAACUGCAAAAUGGGUUGGAAAGUGUUAUGCACUCCAAAGAAGUUGAGGAUGCAAAAAACUCACUUGAAGGGGCCAUUGAUAUACAGCACACUGAUUGCUCGACUGGCAUAUGGGAUGUGAAAGAACAGACUGCAGAGCAAGCUAAGUUGAUAAAUUCUUGUUCUCAAGAAGCUAAACAGGUGAAUCGUAGUCAAGAUAUGUGUGAUGACGACUUAACUGAAAAAGGCAGAUCCUUGAAAGAUGUCGGUGCAAUUGGUGGAAGUGGAUUUAAAAUUACUCAAAGUCCACAGCUAUACAAUAUCAAAGAAAAUGAACUUGCGGGUAAUACCAAUGCGGAUUAUGCGCUAGAGGGGUCCUUAGUUGAGAAUUCAUUAGCCGACAGAAACAGCGGCAACAAAUGCACCUUUGUGGAAAAAAAUAAAUCACCAUUGGUGUGUGUUGAUACCAGCAAACAUGCCGAGCUUCGAAGUCUUGGACUUGUAAUUGAACAAGUUCCUGUUGAAAAUCAUGGUUUGUGUUUGAAUGAUAACUUGGUGCUUAUGGAUUCUUCUGUUGAACAGCGGGAGAACAAUAAUAUUGAGAAUGUUUCAGACAUUAAUGAUUGUCCAAGGGAAUCAAAAAGUUCUGACGAUUGCCCCUUUAUGAAGCAAGAUGCAGGCUUUAAUAUGGAUAUGGAUGCAGAGCCCUUAUCCUCAGAGGCAUCAGUUGAAAAUGGCAAAUGUCGCAGGAGUGAUUAUGAGCUUGAAAAUCAAGCUUGGCUUUCCAAUCUUGGGUCGUUGUCUGAGACAAAUGAAAAUCAGAUGCCAUUGGCCACAAAUGCUUCUGGCUCUAAGGCAUUUUGUUCUUUGAAUGAACAAACCAACGAAACUUCAAGUGAAGGUACUCAGCAGGAUAUGCAAGAAGAUUUGUCGUUGACUACUACUUUGCCAGCGGAAGUUGAAAUUAACAUUCAUCUAGGCAAUGGAAAUAGUAACAGUGAACUGCAAAACGGGUUGGAAAGUGUCAUGUCCUCCAAAGAAGUUGAAGAUACUAAAAACUCACUCAAGAAAUCAGGGGAAGACAAGAAGCAAGAUACCCUGGUUAUAAAACCUCCAUCAAAUGCUGUUCCUUUCUCAGAUGAAUGGUUAGCUGCUUUUGAAGCUGCUGGAGAGGAAAUUCUAGCCAAAAAAGGUGGUGCUGUUCAAAAUUCACCCCCAGACAAGUCUCUACCCGAAGCAAGUCCUUGGUCCCCGGUAAAGAGGAGAAACAACCAAGAAUUAGGACCAUAUGACUGUACAAAAUUUACGAAUCCCAAUUGAGGAGCAAAACUAUAGAGGGGCUCUACUACUGAAAUGUACAAUACAUGCCGACACGAAUAGUCUGAUUUCUUCCACUUUAGAAGAUAAGCUAAUCAUUCUUUUUCUCUUGACAUUUCUGUAGACCUAACUUGACCAACUACAUAAUAAAAUUCAAUGCCUUUUCUUUUGCACUAAUAAA